Fusarium tjaetaba is the source of this 1317-nucleotide messenger RNA. RefSeq lists its product as uncharacterized. Gene Ontology annotation, molecular function: zinc ion binding; DNA binding. The record is from RefSeq and is a predicted model, not a curated record. Gene Ontology annotation, biological process: DNA-templated transcription. The transcript has 5 exons. NCBI's taxonomy places the organism in Eukaryota, Fungi, Ascomycota, Sordariomycetes, Hypocreales, Nectriaceae. The coding region runs from base 1 to 1317 and encodes 438 amino acids.
AUGCACCAGACACUCAACGAAUCACCCGAGGCGGGCGGCGAAAGCGCAAUGAACGACGGCAUCACGCCUCGCAUCUCGGCAACCUCCGGCAUCACGACUUUGAAUGAAGCAGCACGCCAACCUGUGCAAUCCAGUAGGAGUCUAGGCGCCUCGCUACAAAGUCCUGCACCUACUGAGAAAUCACCUGCGGCUCGCCGCUCAAGUUUUGUUGAUACCUUCAGCUUGGCGAGAUCAUGCCUUGAAGCUAACGGUAUCGUGGACGAAGUCGAGGAGGACGUCCAAGGUUCAACGAGCAAACCAGGUCUGACUUUAGAACAAACCCUUGCAUCCGCAAGUGACGACUGUUUGGAAUCGAUCCUGGACCUGGGUUACGACAGAGCUAGGCACCUGUUCAUCACCUUUGCCGAGACCAUUUAUCCGAUUUACCCGUGUGUCGACCUUCAAUCAGCAGAAGUGGUCUUGGACGCCGUCUUUGGGCGUUCAGCGAGCCAUACAUCAGAGCCUGCUUCGAUCACCCUGACCAAGAUAGAUGUUCUCAAAGCUCUAUUGGGGCUCACCCUCCUUAUCGAAGAUGAUAAGACAAGCCCUCUGGCACGACAUCUUCAACGCUACGUCGAUUGGUCAGUGGAGAAGGCCUUGAUGGGCAGAGGCCCAAAUAUUGACGAUGUGUCCAUGGCUGCUUUGAUGGGCUUGUAUUGCUUCCAUAAGUCGGAACAUGUAAAAGCGUGGAGACUUAUCAGCCUGGCAUCUAGAAUAUGUUUUGAGCUUGGCUUUCAUCACGCGGCAGAAGAGGCUCAGAAGACUGUCGACACGCCUGGCUCGUUUUCGCCGCGAGAGUUAUUCUGCUGUGUAUAUGUACUGGACCGGACGUUUUCUUUUGCUACCGACCUUCCUCAUACCACCAAGGAUGAAGACAUAGAUGAGAGGUGCUUUGAUCUUGGCACUUCGUCUCCGUUCCUAGUCGUGACCAUGGAAUACACUCGUCUCAACGCGGAGAUAUUAGGAUUGACGAAGGCUUCUACCAAGACCGUUGCAGAGAGUCGGCAGCAAAAGGAGUACCUCGAUUAUAAGUUACAACGGCUACGCGACCAAUUCCGGGACCUCACGGCAGCCGCCCGAUCUACACCUUUACCCAGUAACCCUUGGAAUCCUCUUCAGAACGAGGUCCUUAUGAAUGACCUAGAAACCUUUCUAGAGAUACGCAUCUGUCAUUCUCGGAUACUACUACGCAAACCCCUUCUUCACUCGUACAAAGGCGACCGCGACAAGACCGCAGCCGCAGCACUGUGUAUCCAGCGAUCUGCAGACUUUGGGUGA